Messenger RNA from Emericellopsis cladophorae, 732 nucleotides. RefSeq lists its product as uncharacterized. The record is from RefSeq and is a predicted model, not a curated record. Bases 1 to 732 code for a protein of 243 amino acids. Lineage: Eukaryota; Fungi; Ascomycota; Sordariomycetes; Hypocreales; Bionectriaceae. The transcript has 2 exons.
AUGUUGGUCAUCUCAGGCGUCAGCACUAACCUGACUCCGAGCGACUUUCAUCGCUUGGCCCCCAAAUCGCUCUCUGCGUGGAACGACGGUGUCAAGAUGGUAACACUCAAACCCAAAGGCUGCUACCUCGUCACCUUUGCGAGUGCGGAGGCCGCGACGGCGUAUUCCCUCAAGCUGCAGCGCCUGCAAGCUAUAGCGCGCUGGAAGUAUGAUGUCCCGAAUGGCCUCUGGGAGGCCACGCUCCCUGCCCAUCUUCACUCACCAGAGGGGUUGCCAGCCGCGCAGGAACUGUCCGCGCUGACCAUGGUCACGCCUUCGCAGCCUAGCAUUAUGAUACAGAGGAAAAGGACCAGCAAUAAGCCAGCAGCGUGGCAGAGGUCGUUACAGCUACAACUUGAGGCGGCUGGCCACGGCACGAAGCCCCCGACCGUGAUCCUGGAGAUGAUGCCGGGAAGGAUACAUGAAGAAGCCCUCAGGGGAGAGAUUGAGGCCGAUGGUGCACAGAGAGGCGAGCCUUGGGACGUGGCGGACCCCGUCUGGCUGCCAAACACCAAAUCAUGGACCAAGGCUGAGGAUCACUGUACAUCGCGCUUCGCCCUUGUGUGUGAGACGGAGUGGGAAGCCAGACGAUUCCAGCGUCAUUGGAACGGGAGAACGCUGGCAUGUGCUAAUAAGGGAGGUCAAACGGCUACACAGCAGCGCAUGUGCCGCGUCGCGGUGCUCAAUUGGUAG